AUGAUUGUUGUCGGGGUAACCACUCUCUCCAUAGAUAAUGCAACACAUGCCCUCAUAUUUGAGAUCAACAACGCCCUCAUCCUAGACUCACUCAUAAAGUGUCGCCCUCGCAACAUGAAGGAUCUCCAAGAACAAGUUUCUAAGUACAUCACCCUUGACGAGACUCUGCAAGAGGCAACCCCAAACAAGAGAGGUCGAUCGCCUCCACCUAAGAGGAAGCGUGAUUCCCCACCUCAAAGAAGGGCAGACUCACCCCGGGCCUAUGGGCGCCCACAUGGUCGUUCGCCGCCCGCCUUUAAAAAGACUGGUUGUCGUGAUGCUCGUCGGGACGGUAUUGAACCCAAGGCGGAACGCCCUUUCACUCUCCUCACGGAACCAUUCAGAACCAUUUUGCAAAUCAUUCAAGAGAAGAAAAUCCUGAUUGUGUGGCUAGCUCCAAUGACUAAGGAACCACGAAAGGGGAAGAACAAGUAUUAG
Molecule: messenger RNA, 477 nt
Organism: Linum trigynum
Lineage: Eukaryota; Viridiplantae; Streptophyta; Magnoliopsida; Malpighiales; Linaceae
Source: the annotation of a GenBank genome assembly